AUGGGCAGCCCGGAUGGUAGCAUGGACGACUCCAUGCAGGACAAUAUGGAACGACCAGCGAAGAGGCCAUGUCUAUCAUAUACCCCCGAAGACGACGAAGACGUCCCCGCAGAGUUUGAUCUCCCAGCCGCGCGCGCACAAAAUGACUCGCGACUGAAGUCUCUCUUCGAAGGCAUUUUCGCGAAAUAUAGCCAGGACUUCUCCGACGUUGGUGAUGAGAUCGACCUGCAGACUGGAGAUAUAGUGGUAGACAAUGGGCAUAUCUUGGGCAUGCGAGGCGAGCAAGACGCUGGUGGCCAGCCACGAUCAUGGCUCCCGCAGGCUGACCUGGAUGGGCCGGAAGAUUCUGAUGCAGACGAUGACAAUACCACGAAGGGAGAGGAGGAUGAAUUCUUUUCUAUGGCCUCCUCUCCCGGUGCUCGUUCUUCAGAUGCUCCACGCGAAGAAUCGCCAUCGAAACAGCUACAGACAGACAUGGAUACCUCUUUGGAUUUCGUGUUUACAUUUAAGGCAUCAGGGACUGCAGGCCUCAGUCCCACGACCAAGGAAGAACAUGUCUCCCAUCCCACAAACCAAAUCCACACUUCCAAACCGCAAGAUCCAAUCUGGGCAGUCCCGGACUUGCCCCCAUCCUUUUCAACACCCACCACUGAAACCCGCAAAUCAAACGUGGGCUUCUCUCCACCUGUCAGGUCUACGUCCCCACCAGGGAGCGGCUCUGUCUGGGCUGUAGGCAAACCCGGCAGACCACGUACAGAAACGAAACCGAAGGCUACGCCGAGUAAGCGUCGACCAGCCGCGAAGCGCAAAUACCAUUCUAGCCCUGUUACACACGACUGGUCUUUUGCGGCUGUGCCUGAUGGGAAUGAGUCGGAUGACCCUUUGCAGGACUACGAACCAUCACCGACACCAUCCAAAAUGAAAAUUAUUCGUGGGAAGCGGCACAUUCCGACUAAAGAGAAUGAUGGGCCAUCUACGCCUUCGAAACAGCCAGCUGUUGUCGUCGAAGUUAACGAUCGAGUUGACGAUCAAGUGGAUGACGAAGUGGAUGACCAAGGCGAUGACCAAGGCGAUGACCAAGGCGAUGACCAAGGCGAUGACCAAGGCGAUGACCAAGGCGAUGACCAAGUGGAUGACCAAGUGGAUGACCAAGUGGAUGACCAAGUGGAUGACCAAGUGGAUGAUCAAGUGGACGACCAAGGCGAUGGCCAAGAAGGAGGCUAUGAACCAAGUGACCAUGACGAUCAAGCGGCGCACACACACCUCGAAAAAGCACACCUCGAAAAAGGGGACCACGAAUCGAGCAAGCAGAUAGAUGGAGUGCCCGAAACACGCCUUGGGGAUGGGGGCUCCGAACUGAACCACCAAGAAGACGGAGUGCCCGAAGAGCAAGUCCAAGUGGCUCACAGGCCAAGUGAUCGAGAAAACGAAGUGGCUAGCGCAGAAUACAAAACCAAAGUGCCAUUCCAUUUUAUGGCGGAAGGCGAUUUGACCCCCAAGGCCACGGCCACGGCCAGUACCCAAGCAUCAUCCCCGCAGCCCAUGGAAAGCACCCCAAGCAAAAGGCGACCCAUCACCCCCGAUGAAGCAAAGCUGAUCGUGUGCAUGAUGUACAAACAAGAAAAGAAGGCUAGUGAUGUGAUGUACAUGUUACCAGGUCGUGAAUACCAGACCGUCUGGCACUGGUUCUACAAUCACUGGACCCGCCGCCUCACCAAUCCGCCUCCACUUUCCGCCGCCUGGUCGCAGCCUGAAUUAGAAGCUCUGGCCCGACUCAGCACCCAAUCGGAUCUUACCUGGGGCCAGAUACAAAGUCGAUUUAAGGGCCGAUCACGACAUGAGGUGGAGUUUGAACUGCUACGUGCUUUUGUUGGUGAGGGCUUUACCUCUUCAAUUAUCGACAGCGUGGAGGAACACGCGGAGCCGGAAGAUGAAGACUCGGAAGAAGAUUUGCAGGACGACGAGAUAAAGGACGAGUCGGAAUCUGAUGCAGUCUUGGAGGAAGUCGAAGAGGAGGCAGGAGAUAGCGAUGCUGCGUCCGAGGGCACUGCCCAGGAAGAACUGGAGCAGCUCGAAAUCCAAGAGGUGACCGGGACAACCGACAGUAAGGCGUCUGCUCCCAAUGGCUUCUUGGGCAUUUUUAUAAACUCCUGA
Molecule: messenger RNA, 2154 nt
Organism: Penicillium verrucosum
Lineage: Eukaryota; Fungi; Ascomycota; Eurotiomycetes; Eurotiales; Aspergillaceae
Product: Myb-like DNA-binding domain protein
Exons: 1
Coding region: 1-2154 (717 amino acids)
Cellular component (GO): nucleus
Molecular function (GO): protein heterodimerization activity; histone binding
Source: RefSeq, a predicted model, not a curated record